AUGGAGGCAUUUCAGAAAGCGCAGCCGUCCAUGAAUUGGUUCGAUCGUUUUUGUUUUAUUGCCAAGAUUGAUGACCCAAAGUCACAUUCGCAUAUUGAGAAAAACACCAUCGUGGGCAUGAUAACACUAUCUGCCUUUACAGCCCCGUUUGCUGCUUAUCUUCUUUUCCCCUCCCUUGAUGCUCUCGUCGAUCAUUUCCAUACUACCAGCACGAAAGUAUCGCUUACCACAACGGUCUUUCUACUUGGCGCAGCCGUAGCCCCUCUCUGGUGGAGUUCAUUAAGCCAGCAGUAUGGACGUCGACCAAUUCUGGUAUUCAGCUUCUUAGUGUCGGCCGUGGCAGUCACCAUCUGCGCUGCAUCAAAUUCUCUUCCAUUGAUUAUUGGCCUCCGGUUUCUGGAAGCAGUAGGCUGCUCGUCAGCCCAAAGUGUCGGGGCUGGAGUUAUUAGUGACAUCUACAUCCCAACUGAGCGCGGUGUGGCUUUGGGUUGGUUUUGGAUUGGGACACUCGCAGGAUCGAUAGUCGCUCCUAUCAUUGGCGGUGGUCUUCAGGAGUGGUUUGGCUGGCAAGCAAAUUUAUACUGCUCGGCUAUUCUAACGUUCUCCGCUGUUAUGCUCACCAUUCACUUUGUGCCUGAGACGCUUGUCAAAAUCAGCCCGACAGACAAGAACGAAAAUGGCUUGAACAUACAAUCAGUGGCGACCAGAGUAAUGUGCGAUGCACGAGCUCCAUUGCAAGGCUUGAAGUACUUUAUGAACCCAUCGAUCUUGUUUUGCAUGUCAUAUGUUAGCAUAUGCUUUUCUAGUUUAUAUUGUAUCACUUCCACCCUCCCAUAUGCCUACUCCGAGCCUCCUUACAACUUCUCAUCUAUCCAAGUUGGUCUUUGCUACAUAAGCAGCUGUCUUGGCUAUGCAAUCGGCACUUUCUUUGGUGGUAGCCUCAGUGAUCAUAAGCUACGACAAUACCAGGUUACUCACAAUGGCAUAACAAAUCCUCUAGUACGUCUCACCAUAGUUUGGUAUGGUGCACCCUUUAUGCCAGUUGGCUUGAUUCUCUACGGCUGGUUGAUUGAAGCAAAAACCCACUGGGCAGCUCCACUUGUGGGAGUGUUUCUCUUCAGCCUCGGUUUGAUGCUUAUCACUUCAACGGUUACGCCCUAUUUGGUAGAUGUUGUGCCUGGUGCAGGAGCCUCGAUUGUGGCUGACUUGAAUCUGAUGCGGAAUAUUCUUGCCGCUGUUGGAUGUGUUGUAUCUCCAGUAGCCGCUGAGCGUAUUGGUUCCGGAUGGUUAAUGACUAUUCUAGCCAUUUUGUGCGCGUUAGGAGUCGGCUUUGUGGCAAUUGUUGUUUGGCAAGGUGAAAAUUGGAAGAUAAACGAAACUCGUGAAGAUAUUGUAUGA
Messenger RNA from Talaromyces marneffei, 1398 nucleotides. RefSeq lists its product as uncharacterized. Gene Ontology annotation, molecular function: transmembrane transporter activity. Lineage: Eukaryota; Fungi; Ascomycota; Eurotiomycetes; Eurotiales; Trichocomaceae. The transcript has a single exon. The coding region runs from base 1 to 1398 and encodes 465 amino acids. Gene Ontology annotation, biological process: transmembrane transport. The record is from RefSeq and is a predicted model, not a curated record.